GGCUUGUCCUGGGUUCCUGUGAGCAGCCGGCACCACGCUGUGCAGUCCAAGCUCGGACGUGUGUGAUAACCAAGGGGCCAGCAGCUGGAGAUGCGGUGGCUCGAGCCCUGAGGACGAGGGUGCAGAUGAGCCAGAGUGUCCUGGGGGCCAAGGGAGCAGCAGAGGGACCCAGGGGGCGGCCGCAUGAGAGCAGCUGGAGCCCAGCAGAGCACGUGGAGUUUUCAGGGACCGGACAGGACAGGGAAUCUGGAGACGAAGGGGAGGCCAGAGGGCAGGAGGGAAGGAGAGAGGAGGUCAGCCAGGGUCUCAGAGCCAGGGGUCCGGAGGAUCGUCGACAUGGACGCUGAGCCCACCACGCCGAGGGCAGGGGUAGCACGGGAGGGCGACACGGGGCCAGACGUAAACCCCUGGGGCCCAAACCUGGUGCGUGAGUUCCACCCCAGGGCUGCAGCUACCGCUCAGGGCCACUUGCGUCUUAUUCUUUACUUAGUUUUGAUUUUUGUUUUCUUUUAUAAUUCUAGACAUUUAUAUUCUGUUUUCAUCCCCAAACCGAUACCUUACUGUUCUUUACUCUUAGAGCUUUGGUCACCCCGCUUGCGGUCACCACUCACGGUGAAUUGCUCCUUGUGUGUCCUGUUGUUUUUCAUCGUGAGCUCCCCUUAGUGCAGCUUUUUCCCGCUGGUGGCUGAGGGCCAGGUCCCCAGGGCCGUCCCCAGGACCGACCUCCUGAGCACACGUGGAAAUAAAUCCAAAUCCAAAGGCCAGAGCUGGGUCCUUCUAGACCUUUCCUUUUCCCAAGCAACGGGUGUGGUGCUGAUGGAGACCCCGCCCCCUCCUCAGGCAAUGCUGGACGGUGGCCCCCAGGCUCUGUGGGAACCGCAGCCCCCUGCUGGUGCCCUUCAGACCCCUGAGAGGUGUGUGUGGCCUUGCCUAUCCAUCCUGGAGGGUGACAGCUGUCCUCAGGGUCUGUUUGAGGCCAUCUCAGGUCCACCCUGGGCCGGACCCCAGCAGGUCCUCGGUCAAGGGAGCCGCAGUGACCUGAACCACUGGAGCGGGCAGGGCGUGGCGGGCUGGCCGUGCACAGGGCCCUGCUGGUCACGCAGAGGACGCCCGGCUGCUCUAGAGACGGUGCUCCGGGAGGAAGCCCAGAGGGGAUUCGCCGCCCUGGAGGACCCGCUCUCCGCCCUCCUGGACAUGCUGGACAGCAGCCGGGGCUGGCAGGGGAAGGGCCCCUCCCUGGAGGCCUGGGUCACCCGUGAGCUGAAGCGCUGCUUGCAGGCACAGCUGUGCCCGGGGCCGGCCCGGGGCAGCCCAGGGCUGAAGCAGCUGCAGGCCCGUGCGGUCAAGCUCCUCGCCGAGAGCCCCCCCGGCCUCAUAGAGCCGCUGGUCAGCAUCUUCCAGCUGCAGGACGCAGACCGGAGCCCCCUGCUGGCUCAAGUCCACCGGCUACACCAGGAGGGCAAGUUCAAAGAAGCCAUCGUGCUGGGCGCAAAGCUGCGGCUGCAGGCAGAUCUUGAUGUUGAGAAGAUGUGCCUCCCCCUGCUCCUCCAGGACAAGGCAGACCUCGUGGAACGCUACGUGGAUGGCUUUCCCGACCUCCAGCGGAGGCUGCUGGCCCUCAUGGACUCCUGGUGCCAGCCCGGCUUUGACAUCAGAGUCGUCGCCAGAAGGUACCCGCAGACGACCUUGAGGCUGGAGAGGCUGAGCCCCAGAGCGCUGGGUCGGCAGGUCCUGCGGCUGCUGGAGCAGCAUGGCCUGGACCCUGACCUGUGUCCCAACGUCAUCACCCAGCAGCGCCUGGCCGCCCUGCGGUAUCUGUGCUACAAGAGGCUGGUAGAGAGAAGCGUAUCUCGGGAGAGCUGGGCCGAGCAUGUGCAGGGCCUGGUAGGGCAGGACCAGUGGCUACAGGAGCAGCUGCUGCAGCUGCUGACAUCUCACGACAACACGGCCCUGGUCGCCCAGUGUGCCCUGGACCUCUUGCUGCCCGAGGAGCGACUCCCGGCCUCGGUGGCCGCAGAGCUCCGCCAACUCAGGAUCCAGGAGAGGACGGCUGAGGCCCCUCUGGAGGACGGGAAGGACGAUUACUACCAGCUGCCCAUCCCCAGGGAGCACCUCCACUUCCUGGCCUCGUGGGAGGACCUGGCCAGGCACCAGGAGGAGCUCCUGCAGCCCGGCCAGGUGGUCGGCAUGGACCUGGAGUGGAGGCCCUCGUUCGGAGCCGGGGGCCGGCCCCGGGCGUCGCUCAUGCAGGUGGCCGUGGAGGGCCGCGUGUUCCUGCUGGACCUGCCCCAGCUCUCAAGUCCAGCAGGAGGGCAGGCGCCCCAGGCCUUCUUCCGGCUGGUGUCCCGGCUGCUCGCGGACCCCUCCAUCACCAAGCUGGGUUAUGGGUUGGCGGGGGACCUGCGGAGCUUGGGUGCCUCCUGCCCGGCCCUGGCCCAGGCCGAGAAGCAGCUGCGGGGCAGCGUGGACCUGCUGCAGGUGCACAGGCAGAUGCGGGCAGCAGACAGGCCAGCCCCAGGUGUGGAUGGGGCCGCAGGGCCGCGGGGCCUCAGCCUCCUGGUGCAGCAGGUGCUGGGCAAGCCCCUGGACAAGGUGCAGCAGCUUUCCAACUGGGACCGGCGGCCGCUGUGCGAGGGGCAGCUGGUCUACGCAGCCGCUGAUGCCUACUGCCUGCUGGAGGUGUACUGGGCUGUGUGCAGAGAGCCUGCGCGCUUCCACCUGUCGGGGGACCUGGCCAGGAGCCUGAGGCUGGGACGCGGUGAGAGAGCAGGGCCUGGGGAGCUGCCGCCCCUUCAGAAGGCCUCGACCUCACCCCAGCAGGUGCCCGCGGGUGAGGACGCGGCCCCCGAGGUCCCGGCCAGGGCCUUCCGCGUGGUGUGUGACAGCAUGCUGCAGGGGCUGGCGCGGAGACUCCGCUGUCUGGGCAUCGACGUGCUGGUGCUGGCCACGGGCGAGGACCACCGCAGGGCCGCCGAGGUGCUUUCCGUAAGCUGGUUCUGCUUUCUGUCCUUCCCUGAUGGUGUGCUGAGUCCUUCCAGCGAAUCCCCGGACCUGGGGAUGGUGUGGGGACCCUGCUGCCGCUCCGUCCUCCUCCCUCUGGCCUCAGUUCAUCUUGGCAUCUGCAGGGGGAGCCCCACCUCGCUCUCCCUCCGCCUCCACCUUCCCGUGGUGGUCUGGAAACAGCCCCUCCGUGGGCUUUGCUUGGAUCUCGUUGACACUGUGAGCCAGGGUGGGGACAGUGACGUGUCAUCACAUCGAGUCCUCUGUGCGUGAGUGUUGGUCUCGCUCUUCUGCGAGGGUCCCACGCACGUUUUGUAAGCUCUCCACGAAGCCCUGCCACGUCUGUGAGGUUUCACCCCAGGAACCUUCUGCUUUGUUGCCACGACGCGCGGUGCUGCUCGCUUUUCUGCGGCUACACAGAACUGUGGUGGGCCUUUAGUUCUUAGCUGGCCGAGCGUUGAUCUUACAUCUGGACACCUUGCAAAAGUCUCCUAAAUUCCACUGAAUCGACUCAGUUCUUGGGGUUCUCUUUGUGGACAUAUCUUCUGCAAACAGGUUGGUUUCAUUCCUUCCUCUCCAGUCUGUAUGGGUCUUCUUUCUUUCCCUUAUCCUGUCCCAGUGGUCGAGGCCUCCAAGGUGGGGUUGACUAGGUGGUGACCGUGGCCGUCUGUCUCAGUUCUGACUUGACAGGGAAUGUUUCUCCGUGAACCACGGUGGUUGCCAGGCCCCCACACCAGGCUGGGGAGGCUCCCCGGGUGCCAUAUCCGCUGCACGUUUCAUCAUGAAAGAAGCUGAAUCCUACCUGAUGCUUUCUCUGCAGCCAUUGAGAGCAUCCCUGUGACCUGUGCACGUGACAAACCUUUUCAGUCUGGACCCAGCCUAGCCAGCAUGUCACGUGGCUGGGUCUGCCUCCAGGACCGUGUCUGACACAGAACUUCUCUUCCUCACCAUCUUCUCUUCCACCUCAUAAACAAGCUGGGAGUUUUUCCUCCUCUCUGCUUUCUGCUGCUUUGAGUAACAUUUAGAUUAUCCUCUCAAACAUUGGCCGACUUCCUGCAAGGCCUCCUCAGCCUGGUGUUUCAGGGGGUAGGCGUUUCCAGGAGUCUCUGAUUCUUUCUUAUUUAGUAGUUUUAGGACUACUUAGUUGUCUGCAUCUUCUUGAGUCACUUGGUAGUCCGUACCUCUUUCUGGAUGUGCCCAUUUCACAGAGUGUUUCACGUACGUGGUGGUGUCCGGCUCCGCUGUGAAAGCUCCGCGGUACCUGCAGGUGGUCAGCUUCAUUCUGAUUGCUGCUCACUCGUGCUCCCCCUCUUUCCUGAUCGCACAGAGGUUUGUCAAUUUACUAAGUCUUUUCAAAUAACUAGUAUUUGGCUUUGUUGAUCCUUUCUAUUUCAUUCUUGUGUUUUUUGUCUCAUUAAUUUCUCUUCUUAUCUUUACAGUUUCCUUCCUUUUGUUUGCUUGGGGUUAUUUCCAAGUGGAGUGUUUAGCUCUUUAAUUUUCAGCCUUUAAAAUUUUAUGAUGUAAACAUUCAAGGCAAUAAAUUUUUCUUGAAGUACGUUUUCGCUGCAUUCCAUCCGUUUUGAUAUGUAGUAUUUUCAUUACUUUUUCGUUCUAAUAAUUUUUGGGCGUCUGUUAUAAUUACUUACUUGACUUGAGUUCUCUGAAAGGCUGUUUUUCAGUUUCAGAAAGCUUGGGGUUUGGGAGCUUAUUAGUUAUCUUUUAAAAAUCAAUUUCUCACCUAUCUGAAUUGUAGCCUGUAUACUGCUGAUUUAGAUAUCUGUGAAGACUUGCUUCGUAGUCAAGCAGAUGAUCCUUUUUACAAAUGUUCCAUGUGGCUUUAAAAGGCCACAGUCUCCUCCAGCCAUGUUCAUUUCCCUCUCUUGCUCUCACACACUCAGUAGGUCAAGCUUACUUAAUGUUUGCUCAAGUCUUGCGUAUCUUGUUUGGUUGUUUUUCUGCCUGCUUCUAUCGAAGACCUCGACAGUGGGUUCACCAAGUUCUCCUUGUAGUCAUGUCAGUAUCUGCUUAAUAUGUUUUAAAGUUGUUAUUAGGUGCACGUGCAUACAACUUUUAGAAUUCUUGUAUCUUCCUCUUGAGUGAAAUCUUUUACAAUUAUGAGGUGAACCUCUUUGGCUCUAGUACUGCUCUUUGCAGUAAAGUCUAUUUGAACUAAUAUUAAUACCAUUUCUCCAGCGUUCUUUGGUUAGUAUUUGUAUAUCCUUUUCUCACCCUUUUGCUUUCAACCUUUCUUUGCUCUUAUUAGGUGUAUUACUGUACUUAUAAACUGCUUCUAAAUGGACUUUUAAAACUCUAGUCUGACAGUCUUUGCUCUUCAACCAAUUUAAUCCAAACCAAGUUUAAUCCAUUUACAUUUAUUGUAAUUACUGAUAUAAUUUGUGUUUAGUUGUACUAUAUAACUUGUGCUUUCUAUUUCUCCUAUUUCUUCUGAUCUUUUUUCCCUUUAUUUCUUAUAUUUUUUUGUCUUUUUCAUCCUUGUUUCUAUUUUUUUCCUCUAUUAGUUUGAAAGUCAUAAAUUCUAUUUCUGUUCUUUUAGUGAUUGGCCUAGAAAUUUUAACAUUUAUUUCUGAGUUGACAAUGUCUAAAGUUAAAAUUAAUCCAGGGAUUUUAGGUCAAUUUAGCUUUCUUGCCUGCUUUCCGUUUUACUUGCUAUUAUUUUCCAGUAUUUUUAACACAUUGUGGUUUUUCUUAGUUCUAAAAAUUAGACAUCAUUAAAUCUGUUUUAUGUAUUCUGUCCCUUUUCAAGUUUAUGAUGUAUGGACAUGCACAUGCACUCCAAGAAAAAGCAGGCUCUUUUUCACUAAAAGAACUUCCUUUGCUAUGACCUUUCAUUGGGGCCAUUUUUCCCUGAAAACUCUGUUUCCUCUGUCUUCUGAAAAAGAAUGUUGCAGGGUUUAUAGCUAUAGCUUGACAGAACUCCGAUAAGAGUCCACUGUCUCUUGCACCUGUCAUUGCUGUUGGGACGUCUGCCUUCCGUUCUUGUCGCUCCUGGUUUUACUCUCGGCUGCCCUUUUGUUUGGGUCUUUCCUCAUAUUUACUUCAGUUGUGUGUGUUUGUUUUUAAUUUUGCUUUUUUAUUAAUCACAUAGAUAUAUAUUUGUUACCACUACGAAGUAACCACUUAUUGCUUUUUUUUAAUUGUGGUAAAAUAUAUAUAACAUAAAAUUGAUCAUUUUAACCAUAUUUAAGUGUACAGUUCAGUGGCAUUAAGUGCAUUCACAAUGUGUGCAACCGUCACCACUGUCUAUAUCCAGAGCUUUUUCAUCGUCUCAAACAAAAACUCUAUAUGCAUUAAGCAAUCAUUCUCCUUUUCCCCCUCCCACAGCCCCUGGUAACUACUGUUUCACUUUCUGUCUCUAUGAAUUUGACUCCUCUAGGGACCUCAUGUAAGUGGAAUCACAUAAUGUUUGUCCUUUUGUGUCUGGCUUAUUUCAGUGAGCAUAAUGUCCUCAAAGUCCAUCCAUGCUGUAGCACAUGUCAGCAUUUGCUUCCUUUUUGAAGCUGAAUAAAUUCCAUUGUACAUUGUG
Messenger RNA from Orcinus orca (killer whale), 6544 nucleotides. RefSeq names its product exonuclease 3'-5' domain containing 3 (gene EXD3). Gene Ontology annotation, biological process: nucleobase-containing compound metabolic process. The record is from RefSeq and is a predicted model, not a curated record. Gene Ontology annotation, molecular function: 3'-5' exonuclease activity; nucleic acid binding. Lineage: Eukaryota; Metazoa; Chordata; Mammalia; Artiodactyla; Delphinidae. The coding region runs from base 817 to 3273 and encodes 818 amino acids. The transcript has 17 exons.